AUGACUUCAACGGACACUUUUCGGCUGGAAACAUACGGGUCAUCGUGGUCAAAUUCUGUCAUGAAGCAGACGGGUUGCAUUGCGGGAGAUGUUUGGAUGAACGUCACGGCCACGAUGCUUUGCUGCAAUGAACUUGGAGGGGAGAUGCUCAGCGCGAACGGCUCGUAUGGAUGCGCUUAUGUCCAGAAUACAUUUCCUGCUACAACACAAUCAGUAAAAGCUUGGGCGAAUUGCAGUAGUACUGGUUUUAUGUGUGAGCUACCAUCAACCUAUUCGAACUACACCGGUCGGCCGUCGGGCAAUACUACUACUACUAGUGGAGGUGUUGGCAUUGGAGGCAGCCUUAUGAUUGGAUUGCUUUUGUUCGGAGUAAUGGCUCAGGUGGCGCUUACUACCCUGUCACGUCGACUUCGUACAAAAUGUAAGGACGGACUCGGAAUGUUUGCUCCCGCAAAAAAAUUCGCGUGCCUGAAGACUCCUCGAGUUUCUCCCUCGCCAAAGGCGACGCUAGGUGCUAAAAACUUGCGCGUGCCGUGCCUCUUGCCAACUGAGAUGGGCACAUGUGGGCAAGGAUUGUCUGUUACUGCAUAUGUCAUCGACUUCAUGGACUACGUACAGGCUCAGCAACGUUGCACUGAGGACGAAGUAGUGUUGCCGCGAAGCGAACUGAAACGAAUCGAAGUGAAAAUUAGAUACACUUUGGUACACUUCGAUGUGGACGAACCUUACGAUAUAAUCCAAGAGACUAGUGCCUCGAGCACCGAUGAUGAUACAUUGGCACACCGAAGUGUGCACGUUUCUUUGCUGGAAGAGAACUCGGAAGACACGUUCAAAACGGACAGAUGA
Suillus paluster is the source of this 846-nucleotide messenger RNA. RefSeq lists its product as uncharacterized. The transcript has 6 exons. The coding region runs from base 1 to 846 and encodes 281 amino acids. The record is from RefSeq and is a predicted model, not a curated record. Lineage: Eukaryota; Fungi; Basidiomycota; Agaricomycetes; Boletales; Suillaceae.